Thamnophis sirtalis is the source of this 447-nucleotide messenger RNA. The record is from RefSeq and is a predicted model, not a curated record. NCBI's taxonomy places the organism in Eukaryota, Metazoa, Chordata, Lepidosauria, Squamata, Natricidae.
AUGGCGGCCGGAGGGGCUCACGUUGCCAUAGGAAAACCUGCCUCCCUGUUACAGGAGUGGGAAUGGGAAAACGCGGCCAGGCAGGCGGCGGAAGGAGUGAAGACUGGAACAUGCUCCAUUUUAGAUGUUGUAGAAAUCUUGGGAACUCCUCUAAAGAAUGAAGAUUCUCAAGUGCGGGCACAGGGCAUUCAAGUGCUCUCUGAGGUCCUCUUACAGUGUUAUUCCCUCCUCCAAGAGCAGGAAGGUGGGACAAAAUAUAAUUCUCACAGUGAGCUAAAUUUCCUCACCAGGCACAAAACUGCCCUCAGUUUUUAUUCAGUGUUAUUCAGUGAUCAGGAGCAUAUGUGUAGGCAAAUAUAAUUCAAUGACUUGGUAGCCUUUGAUAUUCGCAUCCGUGUAUGACAAAACUAAACUGUAGGAUCACAAAUACGGUUCCACCACAAAACC